AUGCCUGCCGAGGCUGCGAGCACUUCAUGUCAUGGUUCGAGUUUGCUUCAGGCCGCUGACACAGCUCAAUAUACCGAGUUUCUAAUGUGUGAUACUUGUGUGACAUAUCAGCAUGCAGGUUAUCAUUCGAAAACUUCUACGUCUGGGCAUGUUAAUCAAGCAACUGAAGUGUCAACAUCGACUCCCGAUGAGGGCGUAUUGAGGGUUGUGACUGGCAAAGGCCCGAUCUUCAGCUCAGACUUCUUGGAGCCGAAUAUGCUGACCGAUUGGGAGUUGGCAAAGAUUCGGAGGCUAGCGGUGCAGAAGAUAUUAGUGCAGAUCGGUUAUGCACCAGGGCUGUCAUGCCCAGGAAAAAACCCCGGUCACAUGACAGCAUCACAUGCCCCGAGAACCCCGAGAAUACAACGCCCAAUUGUCAAAGUGUCCUACUCCUAA
Molecule: messenger RNA, 435 nt
Organism: Prunus armeniaca (apricot)
Lineage: Eukaryota; Viridiplantae; Streptophyta; Magnoliopsida; Rosales; Rosaceae
Source: the annotation of a GenBank genome assembly